This is a messenger RNA of Carcharodon carcharias (great white shark), 2602 nucleotides long. Its product is annotated as lysophosphatidic acid receptor 6-like. The record is from RefSeq and is a predicted model, not a curated record. Lineage: Eukaryota; Metazoa; Chordata; Chondrichthyes; Lamniformes; Lamnidae. The transcript has 3 exons. The coding region runs from base 130 to 1173 and encodes 347 amino acids. Gene Ontology annotation, biological process: positive regulation of Rho protein signal transduction; phospholipase C-activating G protein-coupled receptor signaling pathway. Gene Ontology annotation, cellular component: membrane. Gene Ontology annotation, molecular function: lysophosphatidic acid receptor activity.
GGAGCACAGCGAAUGCAGGAGUGGAGGGAUCUGGGCACCUGAGGAGAGUGUCAGAGUGAGAAAGAUGCUGUCAGCCCUGCUGAGUUUUUCCAGCAUUUUUUUGUCGUUGUUGAAGAUGGAGCUCCCUGGAUGACUCGGGAUGAGGGGGAUUCAAAGGAAACACAGGCGCUGACAGGUGACUCCCAAACUCGAGGACAGCCGGAAAAUUCCAGCGGAAUGGCAGAUGUGAAUGGAACCUGCGGGAAACUCAAGCAGUGGACAGACGCCAUCUACGUGACGGCUUUCAGCUUCAUUUUCCUGCUCGGGCUGGUCUUCAAUGUCCUGGCCCUCGUCUUCUUCUUCCGCUUUACCAAGAUCCGCUCGCAGACCACCAUCUACAUGAAGAACCUGGCGUGCUCCGACCUGCUGCUGGUUGUCUCCUUGCCCAUCCGCAUCUGGUACUACAUGAGCCGGCCGCAGCUGCCGCUGCGGCUGUGCGAGGUCAACGGCCUCAUCUUCUUGGUCAACAUGUACGGCAGCAUCUUCUUCCUCACCUGCAUCAGCCUGGACCGCUGCGUGGCUAUCUGCUUCCCCAUGAAGUCCCGGCUCAACGAGCUGCGCAACUGGGCCACUUGGAUCAGUGUUGGGAUCUGGGUGCUGGUGAUCGGAGCAAGCAUUCCCCCUUACCUGGUCAUCCCAAGUAAGUCCAAUGCCUCCUGCCACUCCUGCUUUGACAAGGACCCUACCUUUGUCACCAACCGAAUGACUGUGGUCCCCACCCUCUUCAUCGGUUAUGGGAUCCCACUGGCCACCAUCCUGAUCUGCUCCCACGCCCUCCUGAGAGGCAUUCGUCAAAGCACCGCCACCCGCAUGGACUAUGUGGACUGGCGCAAGAUCCGCAACAUGGUGCUGGCCAACGUGGUGAUCUUCAUCAUCUGCUUCCUGCCUUAUCACACGGUGCUGCUCCUCUACAGUGUCGCCCCCGGCAAAGACAGUGACUCGGCGCUGCCAGCCGCCUACCGCAUCACCAUCACCGUGGCCUGCUUCAACGCCAUGCUCGACCCCAUCGUCUACUACUUCGCCACGGAGACCUUCCAGAAGAGCGUGGGCAUGAAGGCUCUGAAGAACGCCCUCACCUCCAACACGGACAGCGCCGAGGGCAACAACCGCUCCAUGUCGCCCAUCAACGCCUGAAGUCAAGGGUCAGCCAGCUCGGUGCCCGGGAGAAAAGGAUUUUGAAGGGAGAGAGGGAGACAGACAGAGGGCCAGAGUUAGGGGAGAGGGUGGAGGGCUGGAGGGCCACGUGGCUGCAAGCGUGAGAGAAUUGCCCUGCGACUACAGUCUACAUGUGGGGAAAUCUGGUAAGGUCAAGGAGUGUGAAUAUAGAGCUAACAAUGUAAGCGACUUGGGACUUAAUAGGAGUGUGAAUGCAAUCUGAAGACUGAGGAUCUUCUGAGUGAGAGUGAGCUGUGAAGCUUCGGCAAGUGGUGGCAUUCACUUCACACCUACUUUCAAUGUUAGCUUGGAAAUAAUGGAUGAUAAUAAAGUCCUAUUGCGCUUCACCGAGGUCAGGAGUCCGGAAACCUGGGUAGUAGCAAAAGGAGUAUGCACUUUAAGCAGGUUCGAUGUAAAUAUUAAAGCUCUUUAUUUGCAGUAUCUUUUUGAGAUAUUCGCGAUAGUUCACCAACAGUCACAGACUCCCAGAAGUGACAGUUCACAGGGAGUUGACGCAGAGAGAUCCUUAAUUAUAAUACUUUUCACAAAUACUUUCACUUCUGAUGUAAAACCUGCUGAAAGGAAAUGGGUCCUGGGUGUAGUCGAGUAACAUUCGCUAAAGGUCAUCGACCAGUGCCGAGGGGCCGCUGUCAUGUUGGAUACCAGGGCGUUCUGUUGAAGGGUCAUGAGGACUCGAAACGUCAACUGUGCUCUUCGCCGAUGCUGCCAAACCUGCUGAGUUUUUCCAGGUAUUUCUGUUUCUGUUUUUUGUUCAUCCAUAAGGUUGGUGCCAGGGGACUGGAGAAUUGCAAUAGCACACGCUGAAUCAAAAGGAAGGCAAGGAUAAACCCAGCAACUACAGGCCAGUCAGUUUAAACUUGUUGCAGAGAAAGAUUUUAGAUAGAAUGACCCGGGACUAAAUUAACGCUUGGGUAAAUGUGAAUUAAUUAAGGAAAGCCAUCAAAGGAUUUGUUGCGGGAGAAUUGCAGAUUUUUGAUGAGGUAACAGAGAGGGUUCAGUAGAGCAAUAUGGUUGAUGUUCUGUACAUAGAUGUCCAAAAGGUGACUGAUAAACAUAUGAACAUAUAUAAGAAAUAGGAGCAGGAGGAGGCCAUUCGGCCCCUCAAUACUGUUCCGCCAUUCAAUAAGAUCAUGGCUGACCUAAUUGUGACCUCAACACAUUCCUGCCUACCCCCGAUAACCUUCGACUAUCUUGUUAGUCAUGAAUCUACCUAACUCUGCUUUAAAAAUAUUCAAUGACCCUGCUUCCACCACUUUCUCGGGGAGAGAAUUCCAUUGACUCAUGAGCCUCUGAGAGAAAAAAAUUCUCCUCAUCUCUUAAACGGGAUACCUCUUAUUUUUAAACUGUGUCCCUCUAGUUCUAGUCUCUCCCACAAGGGGAAACACCC